Molecule: messenger RNA, 2684 nt
Organism: Strongylocentrotus purpuratus (purple sea urchin)
Lineage: Eukaryota; Metazoa; Echinodermata; Echinoidea; Camarodonta; Strongylocentrotidae
Product: TWiK family of potassium channels protein 7-like
Exons: 5
Coding region: 699-2144 (481 amino acids)
Biological process (GO): stabilization of membrane potential; potassium ion transmembrane transport
Cellular component (GO): membrane
Molecular function (GO): potassium ion leak channel activity
Source: RefSeq, a predicted model, not a curated record
GCUCCAGUAUUGCAAAUCAGUGAUUGCAACCGCACUGAUGAAACGUCGUUUGGACACCGGACACCCGCAAUUAAACGAUCCUCAUCUAAUGUUGUCAAUGUCGGAAUUUCUUUUGAGUUUGCAAAAUGUGGAAAAGAUGAGUUUACCGCCUUCGACUGUCGUCUGCGAUAUAUAGCCAUAGCAGUAAUUAAGCGAACAUUCCUUGAAUCCUUACUGAAACCUAGAAUUGAUGGAUGUGGCUUUGCUUUUAUAUAUGGAUUUUCUAAAUAAUUGCAGUUGUUAACUUGUUUUUGUAUCAAGUCCAUGCGAUUCUGACAUUGCAUUUAUUAGUACCAGACGCAACCCUGGCCAACUGAAGACUGAUUGCGGCUAUAGACGGUGCACCGGACUUCGACAAAUUCUGAAGGAGGACUUCACACAUAGCUCGAGGCGUGCAAACUCUCACCAGUGCUUCAAUUUUUCUUUGAAAGCCCAAUUAAUUUUAAAAGUUUCAACUAUAGUACCGUUAUAUUCUGCGAAAUCAUGGCUAGGCCUUGACCUCGCUUGACGUGUUGUCUGCAUUUUUGUUGUGAUCACGUGCCAACCAGAAUACCAUUGUCUGUGUAGAUAAAGAACGAGCUGCGUACACUAUAACAACAGACGUCACUCCAGGAGAUCCCAAAGAUAUAUUAACCAGUGGAAGAACCUCCACCACCAAGAUGUUACAGCCGGAGAUGUCAGACAUGCCCAUGAGUGCCAUGAGCCGGGAAAUGACCACCAGACGAUCUCGUCGGCAGAAUACGAACAGGGAGAACGAGUCCGAGGAGAUCACCAAGCUCAAAGAGAGACACACCAUCCUGGGCGCGGUGAAGAAAGUUGUCCGGGCCGUCAUCCCGCACCUAGUGCUCUUGGGUGUGCUUUUCGUGUACCUGGGCUUCGGGGCGUGGGUCUUCUACACGCUGGAAAACAGCUGCUCCCUCGAAUGCUACAGGGAGCUUGAUGAAGCCAAGGUGAAGAUGAGGGGGAUCGCCAUCAAUAGAACAACUUGCACCCCUUCAGGGUCCACGCCCCUUCCUCCUCAAGAUGCGAUUGGUCGGACGAGUUCCUCUAGCACGAAGGGUGCUGGCAAAGGGACGCCUUACGAAAGCAGUGAAGCUUGUGAUGAUGACGCUAUGGUGGAAGAGAUGGAUGAACAGUUUGAUGUCGUGAUGAAGAAGAUGGUACGUUCUGGAAUGACGAUUGGAAGGAUGGAUUCUCUGCUAGUAGGUCGAACCUGGAAUCUCUCCAGCGCUAUGCUCUUCAGUAUGACGACCAUUACCACCAUCGGAUACGGAGACAUUGCUCCUGAAACUACCGGAGGGCGCAUCUUCUGCAUCUUCUACUGCAUCGUUGGAAUACCACUGGCUCUGCUCUGUUUGGCAAACAUCGGCAACCUCCUGGCCCGACUCACUCUCAAGACCUGCAGGGCAACCCACUACUGUCUUGUCGUACGCCACAAGGUCGGCGCUAGCUGUCGAAGGUGCCGCGGAACCUCUAAAAGUCAUCCCGAAACAUCGUCUCAGAGGAAAAUCAUUAACGGGGAAGUGGAGAUAUCGAUGGAAAACGUCGGCAGACCGCCUGCGUAUGAAUCUAAAGAGAAAGAAGCCGAUCGAGCUAACGCAAACAAAACGUCAGAUGCGAAUACGAAUGAUCACGCAAUUACACGCUCGGUAUCGAUAGCCACGGAUAGACCGACGUCGCAACCGCAUGGCGUGACCAAGCAACCGAGUUCGGAUGUGUGCGAGCUAGGGUCGAGCGCGGGCGUACCGUCCUGCGGUUGCCCACCGAACCAAUGUCAGUGCGAGCAUAAGCCGGACGUGCUCGAGGAAGUCCCGCUCCUCGUCAUAGUCGCCAUUUUGAUAAUCUACAUGUGUGGGGGCGCUGCAUGGAUGGCUUCAGCGGAGGGAUGGGACUUUGGCACAGGGAUUUAUUUCAUGUUUAUAACGCUCACCACCAUAGGGUUCGGUGAUGUUCUGCCCAUGAAGCACUAUGCUGCUGAUACGUUCAUACCCUGUCUCUUCUUCACGCUGUUUGGUCUCGCCAUCAUGUCCAUGUGCAUUGCACUUGUCCAGGUUAAAGUUUUGCGGGGCUACCAGUUGAUAACGAAGAAGCUUGGUCUGUGCUGAGACGAAUAACUAUUAGAAUCAAAUAACUUGCAAGUUAAUGUGGUGGUGGUGGUUAUUUUACCUGACUGCUAAGAAAGCACAAAUGCUUGUUAGUAAGCAACCAGAGGACCGACAGCUUUAGGUCACCUCCGAGUAUGAUCAAAGAGAAUUUGAUUCUUUUCCUGUCAGAUGCAGAUUUGCCAUGAAAACGAGUCCGUUCUUUGAAGGCACUUUCACCUGUUGCGUUCAAAUAUCCAAGGUUUUAAGAUGUAAGUUCAUGCAUUCGAAAGAUGGAAAACAGAUCUGUUCCAACUGAAUGAACGUCGCUGUCGGACGAAACCUGCAAGCCAAUACUCAGAUCCAGCUGGAUCCUUGACGCUUAUUUGCAAGGAAAGCUGCAAAAGAAAGCUGCAUACUUUAUUAUACAGCUUUGUUAAAUGGAAACAUCGUGUUGGUCUGUGUCACUGACACGUGAAGACAAGAAGAAACAAAAAUCAGUGAUUUCAUGAAAGUGGACUUUUUCGUAACCAGAAGACGAAAGAAAAAGAACUUCAGAUCACG